Messenger RNA from Anopheles maculipalpis, 893 nucleotides. RefSeq names its product B-cell receptor-associated protein 31. Lineage: Eukaryota; Metazoa; Arthropoda; Insecta; Diptera; Culicidae. The coding region runs from base 195 to 893 and encodes 232 amino acids. The transcript is spliced from 4 exons. The record is from RefSeq and is a predicted model, not a curated record. Gene Ontology annotation, biological process: intracellular protein transport; endoplasmic reticulum to Golgi vesicle-mediated transport. Gene Ontology annotation, cellular component: endoplasmic reticulum membrane; endoplasmic reticulum.
GCACCGCUGCGUACCAACAACAAAUCAAGGCCAACUUCGCAGCAAAAACGUUUUUUUCUCCUGUAGCACUUUGCAGCUGUUGGACUACGGUGAGUCAAGCGUGUUCUACAAUCUGUUGUUUCGUCGGCCAAAUACAGAUCGUGCCGUACCCAUUCUGAAAUCUUGAUAAAACGCAUUUAUACUAUCGCCAAAAAAUGACUCUCGUCUGGGGCAUUAUUGCAUCGUUUCUGUACGUGGAGAUAUUUGUCGUGCUGCUGCUCGUUCUGCCACUCCGGAGCCCACAGCAAUGGCAUCGAUUUUUCAAAUCCCGCUUCCUGGCGAUGUUGAGCCGCCAGGCACAAACGUACUUCUAUCUGUUGCUGGCCGUGUUGGUUCUUUUUCUGCUGGAGGCCAUCCGUGAGAUGCGUAAAUAUUCGUCCAAUGAUCACACGCACACCGAAACACACCUGAACGUGGAGAUGCAACAUAGCAUGCGAUUGUUCCGGGCCCAGCGCAACUUUUACAUUUCCGGCUUUGCCAUCUUCCUGUCGCUGGUAAUCCGUCGCUUGGUUUCGCUCAUCAGUGGCCAGGCCGUACUGUUGGCACAGGCAGAAGCCUCGAUGAAGCAGGCACAAAGUGCAACCAGCGCUGCACGCACAUUGAUGAAUCAGCAGAAGGAUGACGAUAAGAAAACGGACGCCAAGGACAAGCCGGCUGGUGGUGAUGCUUCGAAUACCGAAGUGCUAAAGAAGAAGAUUACCGAGCUCGAGCAAGAGCUGGCCAAGGAGCGCAAGGAUAAGGAAGCGAUGAAAUCACAAUCGGAAAGCCUUAACCGGGAAUACGAUCGUCUAACAGAAGAGUACAGCAAACUGCAAAAGAAAAUUACCAUUCCUAGUGCAGAUAAGAGCGACUAA